Molecule: messenger RNA, 2812 nt
Organism: Opisthorchis viverrini
Lineage: Eukaryota; Metazoa; Platyhelminthes; Trematoda; Opisthorchiida; Opisthorchiidae
Exons: 14
Coding region: 18-2555 (845 amino acids)
Biological process (GO): glycogen catabolic process
Cellular component (GO): cytoplasm
Molecular function (GO): glycogen phosphorylase activity; pyridoxal phosphate binding
Source: RefSeq, a predicted model, not a curated record
AUUUUGGGUAACUGCGCAUGGCUGCUGAGAGAAGAGCUUCAGCAGCUGUUAGCGAUUUCGCAGUUGAAAGCAUCACGGAUAUCAAAGAUUCUUUCAACAGGCAUCUGCAUUUUGACGUUGUUAAAGACAGAAAUGUGGCCACUCCCAGGGAUUUCUAUCAGGCGCUGGCACACACUGUAUGGGAUAAGCUUUGUUCCCGUUGGAUACGUACUCAACAAUUUCACAGAAUGAACGAUCCAAAACGUAUAUACUACCUUUCCAUGGAGUUUUGCAUGGGUCGCACUCUCUGCAACACGAUGCUCAACGUAGGCAUUGCGUCGGCGGUGGAUGAAGCCUUAUACCAGUUAGGCUUGAAUAUCGAAGACCUCGUGGAUAUCGAACAGGAUGCAGGGCUGGGGAACGGUGGUCUGGGGCGACUGGGUGCCUGUUUCUUGGAAUCCAUGGCGACCUUGGGACUUGCUGGGAUGGGAUACGGCAUUCGAUACGAACAUGGGGCGUUUCAUCAGGUCAUUGAAAAUGGAUGGCAGUAUGAAGAACCAGAUGAGUGGCUCCAGUAUGGUAACCCUUGGGAAAAGGAGCGACCAGAAUCCACGCAACUUGUCCAUUUUGGAGGUCAUGUGAUUGAAAAGGAUAAAGGUCAACGAAAAUGGGUCGAUACUGAGGUGAUCACAGCUGUAGCUUACGACACCCCGAUUCCCGGUUACAGAAACAAUACGUGCAACACUUUACGGCUUUGGGCCGCCAAGGCUUCCAGAAGCUUCGAUUUGAAAACCUUCUUUCAUGGAGACUACAUCAAUGCCGUUCUCGACAGAAAUCAGGCAGAGAACAUUUCCCGAGUCUUGUACCCCAUCGAUCAUAACUACGAAGGAAAACAACUGCGGCUUCGUCAAGAAUACUUUUUAGUGUCGGCCUCUGUACGGGACAUUAUUCAAAGAUUUCGGGAAGUCACGCCUCAUCGCGACCUUUUCGAAUUACCGUACAAGGUUGCGAUCCACAUCAAUGACACGCACCCUGCAUUGGCGAUUCCAGAACUAAUGCGAAUACUACUCGACGAGGAACAUCUUCUUUGGCGCGACGCUUGGGAUAUCUGCUACCAGACAUUCACGCAUACAAAUCAUGUGGCGCAGACUGAAGCCCUGAAGCACUGGUCGGUGGAGAUGCUGAAGACAAUGCUUCCAAGACACAUGCAGAUUAUUGAGAAAAUCAAUCGAGACUUUAGCCAGAUGAUCUAUCGACGAUGGCCCAAUGACCCAAGCCGUUUCCAACGUAUGUCUAUUCUCCGAAUGACGGACCGACCGAUUGUCAGUAUGGACCACUUGUGUAUCGUGGGUUCCCACUGUGUCAACGGCGUAUCAGCAGUGCAAACGAAUCACCUGAAAACAGUGCUUUUCAAGGAUUUUGCCGAACUUUGGCCCAGAAAAUUCGUAAACAAAACCAACGGGAUCACCCCACGACGAUGGCUGUUGUUAUGCAACCCUGGUCUUGCAGAUUUGAUCAUGGAUGCCCUCAAAGGUGAUGACACUUGGAUCAACAAUAUGCUGGCACUUCACCGUUUGAGGACACUGUCCGAAGAUAGCAAUAUUCGUCUUGGACUGAUGCGCGUGAAGAUGGAUAACAAAAAUCGUUUUGCCGAGUACAUGAAACAUCGCCGAAAUAUAUUUGUUGACCCCAGUACGUUAUUUGACGUGAUGGUGAAACGUGUGGAUGAGUACAAGCGCCACCUGCUCAUGUGCCUGUAUGUCAUGACCCUAUAUAACCGCCUAAAGGCAAAUCCUCAAAUCGACAUUUGUCCACGUACUUUCAUCAUUGGCGGGAACGCUGCUCCAGGGCAUCAGAUGGCAAAAAUGAUAAUAAAACUGAUCAAUUCAAUCGCACGGACGAUCAACUACGAUCCCCUCGUAGCCGGACGCUUGAAGCUGGUAUUCUUGUCCAACUACCGUGUUUCCGUCGCUGAGCGUGUGAUUCCUGCAGCUGACUUGUCCGAACAAAUUCCCUGUGUUGGUACAGAAGCCGCCGGGACAGGGAACAUGAAAUUUAUGCUUAAUGGGGCACUGACAAUCGGUACCAGAGACGGUGUAAAUGUAGAGAUAUUUGAAGAAAUCGGUCAGGAGAAUGCGUUCAUAUUCGGAAGGACACUGGAUGGGGUCAAGCUCUUGCGAUCCAGAGGUUACGACCCACGGAAGUUCAUUAUGAGCAAUCCCGAACUGAAUCAUUGCUUGGAGCAGAUCCGCACCGGUUAUUACAACCCAGCAGAACCCGAACUGUUCCAGGAACUGUACGAGAAGUUGCUCAACGAAGACCGAUUCCUGAUCUGCGCGGAUUACGAAGACUAUGUACGGGCACAGACUGAAGUGGAUCAAGCCUUUCGAAAUGAAGAACGAUGGUCAACCAUGGUUUUGAAUAACAUAGCGGGCGCCGGGAAGUUCUCCUCAGAUCGCACUAUAUCCGAAUAUGCGACCGAAAUGUGGAAUGUCGAGCCGACAGAGGCGAAGCUCCCGCCUCCUUCAGAACCAAUGAUCAACCAAAAGCAUCCACGAUUUUAUAUCGGUCCAUAAACUCUCCCCAGUGGCAACCAGCACCAAUGUGUGUCCGGCUUUCCUUUAUACAUUUCGAUGAUUCGCUGUAAACCCACCAAUCACACGAUUUCUCACUUACAGAUUCUCUAUCGAUUUUACCAACCGGUCUUUAAUUUAUGAGAUUACUCUUUGAUGCUGACGAUCGAUUUUUUUCGGCGCUCUUUUGCAACGCAAAGAGAGUAAUCCUGAUGUAAACAUUGUAUUUAGAAAUGUAAAAAAACAUGUCCGCAAUGUGU